AAAGACGACGUCAAAAGCAUCAAAAGUGCGGUUACAUAUCAACUAUGACGUAGUAAACACGUUUCAGCUUUGAAAUCAAAACUAACUUACGCCAAACGAACCCCUAAGCUCUCCAAUCCCCUCGUCAAGAAAAGUGGCUUCCGCAAGGGAUUCAACAAUAUGAACCAUGUAUGGCUGCUCUCUCUCUGUCACUAUUUCCUUUUUCGGCACGAGGUUUUUGCUUCUUUCUUGGGGCGCAACUUUGGUUUCGGCCAAUCACGAGCGAGUUCCCUCAAAGCUCCGCCCCUUGAUUUUCUUGACGAGAAAAGGGAACUCGACUCUUGCUAAAGAUCAUUUCGAGGGUGGAACAACAAACAGCAUGGACAAUAUUUCGGUGGACAAUUCAGUUUUUUCCAACGACAUCAAGGACUUGUCCAAUACCAGUGGAGAUUGUGCUGGUAAUCUCUUGUGCAUUGUGUGCGGAGACGUGAGCUCAGGAAAGCAUUAUGGGAUCCUUGCGUGCAAUGGAUGCUCAGGCUUCUUCAAAAGGAGUGUCCGUCGGAGACUCAUUUAUCGGUGCCAAGCUGGAACAGGAACCUGCAUGAUUGACAAAGCCCAUCGAAAUCAAUGCCAGGCGUGUCGCCUCAAGAAGUGUCUCAACAUGGGCAUGAAUAAAGAUGGUAAGGGAGUAUUGAAGGACGCGCUCAUCGGUGUUUUCUCGAUUCAAAGUCUUGAGUACCCAUUUACUCCAGCGGUUCAAAACGAGCGCCAACCGAGAAACACGGCCACUGUCAAACCAGAAUCCUUGCCUGGCAUGGAAUCCGAGAAGAUCAUGAGGGAGACGGUCGGAGCAUUCGGACAAACUCAAAGGGACUCUUUUCACGCGUUAAGGAUUCCUAUGGGUUCUGGGUUUGGGCCCAUGGGUCCACCUUGUUUAGGCAAGCCAUUCUCGACUUCUCCAACAUAUUCUCAAAAAGAUUUCUUCCAUAAGCAAAGUGAACUUUUUCACCGGGAUGAACGGCGAGACGAAGACGACCCUCUGCUGGCUUCAAUCCCACAUUAUGGUAGUCCACCCGAAAACAAUCACGAAAUAUGUGCCCGACUACUUUUCAUGGCAGUCAAAUGGACGAAAAAUCUAACCUCCUUUGUCAGUCUGCCUUUCCGAGAUCAGGUUACGCUGUUGGAAGAAUCGUGGUCCGAGCUUUUCCUCUUGUGUGCCAUUCAGUGGUGUUUGCCCUUGGAAAAGCCAUCACUAUUCUCUUUAUCCGAUUUUGAAGUUGUUUCCACCGAAACGAGCGACCUGCUCCACCAUUUGUCCUUAAUUUUUGGCCGAUUUAAAGCUAUGGGUGUGAACCCUGCUGAAUUCGCUUGUAUGAAAGCCAUUUUGCUUUUCAAACCCGAGACAGUUGGGUUGAAAGACACCACUCAAGUGGAAAAUCUUCAAGACCAAGCUUUGAGCAUGUUGAGAAGUCACAUUGAGAGUGGUCCCAAUCAUUCUCAGACGAGAUUUGCCAGAUUGCUGAUGCUUCUAGUAAAUCUGAGGGUUGGAAUUGGAAGCAAAGUGGAGAAGACAUUCUUUGAGAAGAUCAUUGGUAGCGCCAAAAUGGAGAAGCUCCUUUGCGAUAUGUUCCAAUCUUGAUUGCAUGAAUAAAUGAAAUAUUGUGCUAACAGGGGCUGACAUUGAUUUUUUUUGC
Molecule: messenger RNA, 1673 nt
Organism: Tigriopus californicus
Lineage: Eukaryota; Metazoa; Arthropoda; Copepoda; Harpacticoida; Harpacticidae
Product: photoreceptor-specific nuclear receptor-like
Exons: 7
Coding region: 167-1618 (483 amino acids)
Biological process (GO): cell differentiation; anatomical structure development; positive regulation of transcription by RNA polymerase II
Molecular function (GO): RNA polymerase II cis-regulatory region sequence-specific DNA binding; zinc ion binding; nuclear receptor activity
Source: RefSeq, a predicted model, not a curated record